AAUACCACGUGUCUUACGCCGGUCCUAUGCUACUGCGGAGAACACGCUUCCAUUGAGCUGCAUGAUCAUAGCUGUAAGAUGGCGGCGCGGUGGGGAGUUGGAGAGGAGAGUUUAACCACCGGCAGUAUGGAAUUUUUCACGACAUAUUCACUUGAUGAGGGCCAUUUGUCUGGAGAGGGCAGUGGCCUGACCCUGGAUGCCCAGCUGGACUCCGCAGACGGGUUGGAGCACUUCCACAGCUGCCUGGAUCCAUCAAUCCUGUCAAUCUUUGAGGACUCUCUUGCAACUGGAGAGGCUAGAGGCCGAGCGGACGAGGAGAGCGAAGCAACGCUUCUCACGGCUCUCACGGAAAUACUCGACAACGUCGACGACGAGAACCUGUCACCCUUUGACACCCUCCCGGACUCGGAGCUGUUCUCUGGCCAGAGGGGUCGCGAACCAUCCCCGCUGAGAAGGCUCUUGAAUCUGGCCCGGUCCCCUCCCGGCCGGGAACCUGUGCGCAGUCCCAAAUCUAUCACCCCCAUCCCAGCGAAGUCAGAGAAAUUGGGUGCAGAGAGGGAGCAGAAGGCCAGGACUCUUCCGUGGGUGCCAGACUUGGCAAUCCAGAGGAGCGAUGGGGAAGAGGAAGAGGAGGAAGGUGGCGGAGGCUUAACUCCGAGUUCGGAGGGUCCCUGUUCCCCCGAUGCGGCGGAGGCAGGGGGCCUGCUGUCCCUGGACCAGGACGGGAGGUGUGUGGCCCUGUCCCUGAGCGACCUCGUGAAGCACAUGCACACGUACUGCCUGGAAGUCAGCCUGGAGCCGGGCGAGGGCGACGGGCUGCUGCCGGAGGGGGCCAUCGUGCUCGAGGUGGUGGACCAAGGCGAGCAGGGGGAGCCCGUCCUGGCCGUCUCCUCGUCCCUGGGCCUGAUGGAAGCGCUGAGUGCAAACGAGGAAGCGGGGUUCCAGCAGGAGGCGGCGCCGCAGGAUGAGGAGCAGGAGCAGGUGUCUCAGGAGGCUGGGGUAUCGUCCUCCUCGUCGAAAGAGAGCUGCUCCCUCCCGGCCUCGGUUUCGGAGGAGAACGACGACGAGAAGGCGAGCGAGGAGCGGCCCAGGGUGGAGGCGUUUGGGAAAUACCCCACCGGCCGCAAAAAGAAACGGAAAAGCGACGAUGGCGGCGGUCAAAUCGCCGAAAGACGCGUCCUUAGGAGCGCGUCGGUUAAUUUAGUCAAGGAGAGUCCCGAGGAGCCCAUGGAAACGGGCCUCGAAAAGAAAGCCCAGACCACGAAGAAGAAGAAGAAGAGGGUGACCUUCGCACCCGUUUUGACAUCUUUCCUUGAGUCCCCGGUCGACGGCGAGUGUGGGAGUGAAAGCACGGAAGCCCCGGCGCCGGAACAACCGCCGCCCGUUCUGGAAGACGGCAAGUCGGAUUCUGCACCUGCCGCACCACAGGCGCCAGAAAUCAACUCGCAGCCCUGCGAGGCAGCCUCCGUCCAGGAGGAGGCGCCGGUGUCUCAGCUUGCUGAGCCCGAGCCCAAGCCCAGGCCUCUCAGCCUGCAGCAGUACCGGCUCCUGCGGCAGCAGAAGAAACCAGCUCCGGUAGUAAAGCAGGAGGACCAGAGCACCAAGUGGCCCUCCCUGCCUGACCCCCCGACUGAGCUGCUCCCCAUCCCCUGCCUGGUGGAGCCCCAGCCGCAGCCGGCCUCCAAGACCUCACCCCCCGCGGAGCCGGCCUGGCAGCCCGUGGGCACUGAGGCUCCGCCCACUCCUCAGGCCCUCCUGGUCCCUCUUGCAUCACUGGGCUCCGCCAGUAAGGCCGCUGCCACUCCCGCGAAGCCUGCGUCGGUCCCCAAGAGUACCGAGGGGUCGCAAAAUGGCCCAAGUCCCCCGCGUGAGCCCUCCGCUGUGCUGCCGCAGAAGCCGAUUGAACCCGGCGUUUGCAAGCUACAGGAGCCCUCCCGUCAAAGCCCACCUCCAGGAGUGCAGUAUAACAAAGCCACGCCCACACAGGGCGUCGCCCACCGCCUGGGGAGCCAGGAGACAAAACCGCAGCAGCCCCUCCCGUCCGCUGCGGCAGCCCCUCAGCCCAGCACCUUUGGUGUCAAGCAUCAGGCACAGCAUGUGCCUCCAGUUCAGGCUGCUACACAGACACCGAAAUUACCAGCCAUUCCCAUUCCCGUGAAGAAGGGUGUCCCACCCCAGCAAACGGCAGCCCCCACCCCCCAGCGGGCACCUCAGAAGAGGCUGACCCCUGUCCAGAUGCCCCUGUCAGGGAAGAGAAACCUCAGGGCCAGCCAAGAUUCAACAAGUGAGAUUGGAAUUGAAGCCACUGAUCUAACAAGUCUGCUUGAGCAGUUUGAGGAGACACAAGCCAAAGAGGAGCAGAGGGUGCCGGCUCUCUGUGGCAGAGCAGCUGCUGUAGGAAGCUCCAGUUUGGAGCGGCAGCCUGACAAAAAGCCACUGGAGCGUCCACGCGGACCGGACCUGGGCAGCACCGCGGGCCUCACCCCACCAGCCACCCCCCCGCACCAGGUGUGGAAGCCUCUGACCCCCGUGACCCUGCUGGGGAAGGCCAAGCAGGCCGAGGGCGCAAAACCGUCGCCCUCCAAGGCCGCCCAGGUCGCCGCCCCCCAGCUGCCCUCGGGGAGCAAAGCGGGCGCCAGGUCCCCAGCGGCCGCCGCCACCCCCCUACCCCCGAAACCCGCGGCCCUCAAGGAGCCCCCGGCUUUCAGUGAUCACGACUACUGCCUGCCCACGGAACGGCCUGUGGAAUCUCUGAAGGGCACUUAUUACGGCGGGAAGCAUCAACCGGGCACCGUCGUCAAGGCGACCCCGCGCACUUCUAUCCAAACCGUGGCCCAGCCUGUCGCCGCGGCGACCUCUAGCAACGCCACGCCUGUGCCCGCGCCGGCGAAGUUUGUCAGCCAGCCCCUGGACCACAGGACUCUGACGGGCUCCGUCAUGCUGUCUCCAGACAGCUCCCCCUGCAGGCCGGAGGCCGCGGGAGACUGCGCCCCCGCCCUGGGGGUCGAGCAGCAUAAAAGCGGGGGCGGCCUCCGCUUCUCGGAGCGCCCCGCUGGCCCCCACGGCAGAGAGAGGGGCAGGACGAGGAGGCGGUAUCGCGGGCGCUCUUCGAGCUCCGAGUCCAGCAGCUCCGGGUCCAGCUCGCGGUCAUCCUCCCCGUCCCAGUCCAGCUCUGGGUCCACCUCUAGGUCAAGAUCCCGGUCCGAUUCCAGGUCUCCACCCAGGAAGAGGUUCUGCUUCCGUCGUUCUGAGAGCAGCUCCAGCGGCUCGUCCCGCUCCAGCUCGCGGUCUCCUCCGCGCCACCGGUACUCUUACUCGACCGCGCGGUCCUGGAGCCGAUCGCGUUCGCGCUCCUGCUCGCCUCAGGACCCGCGCCACCAGUGGUGGAGGGAGAGCUGCAGCCCGAGUUUCGCGCACCGAAAUCGCUACGACUCCAGAGAGUGCUUCCAGUGGCAGGAUGUGAAGGCACGCAAGGAGAAGGCCAUAGAAGAGCGUCGAGUGGUGUACGUGGGAAGGAUCCGGGGAGGGAUGACUCGCAAGGAGCUGAAGGAACGCUUCUCGCAGUACGGGGAGAUAGAGGAGUGCACCCUGCACUUCAGAGACUACGGGGACAACUAUGGCUUCGUCACAUACUACGACACCAAGGACGCGUUCAACGCCAUCGAGAACGGGAGCAAGCUGCGGCAGUCGGAUGAGCUGCCCUUUGACCUCUGCUUUGGAGGGCGGCGCCAGUUCUGCAAGUCCACCUAUGCCGAUCUUGAUUCAAAUAGGGAUUAUGACCCAGUACCUGCAAGAAGCAAGUAUGACGCACUAGACUUUGACACUUUACUCAAGCAGGCCCAGAAGGGGAUUAAAAGGUAACAGGAAAUGGGCAAUGCCAGAACAGGAAGAGGGGAGCUAACCAUGCGAUUUACCUCAGAGCUGCAACGUGAGCUCACACCUUCAGGCACUGCCUGUUCCACCCCAUACCCCCCCCCCUCCCUUCCCCAGUGUUUCUUUCUACAAAGCUUACACCUUCUAUUGAAGUGGAAAAUUUGUAAGAAAACCCUAAACAUUAUGAAAAAAACAGAAUAAAGUAAUAAAAAAACACCUAAAAAAUGCAAUUGAAGAGUUUUUAAGAAUGAAAUUAUUUAAGGAUUUGCAUUUGAUAAUUUGCAUUCCGAGAAUGGUAUGCAAGUCUUGUCUUGUUAAAUAGUAAAGUAAAAAAAGAAAAAUGUUAAGUUGGGGGGAAAAAAUGGAAAUGAUCCUGCACAUGGUGGGAAAGGGGCGUUUGCAAAAAUGUAAUGCAAAACAUAAAUAAAAAAAGUGUGAUAAAA
This is a messenger RNA of Anguilla rostrata (American eel), 4316 nucleotides long. RefSeq names its product PPARG related coactivator 1 (gene pprc1). The transcript is spliced from 14 exons. NCBI's taxonomy places the organism in Eukaryota, Metazoa, Chordata, Actinopteri, Anguilliformes, Anguillidae. The record is from RefSeq and is a predicted model, not a curated record. Bases 79 to 3861 code for a protein of 1260 amino acids. Gene Ontology annotation, cellular component: nucleus. Gene Ontology annotation, biological process: positive regulation of transcription by RNA polymerase II. Gene Ontology annotation, molecular function: transcription factor binding; RNA binding.